AAAUAUAGUUUAAGUUCAUCAAGAAAUUAAAGUUCUGUGUGGUGACCACAUCAAUUAUAAAAUAUUUUCUAAAUAUGACUGAUAAACUGUCUCACUGUCGUUUUUGUGGAGAAAAUAAAAAAUUAAAAUAUCAACUGAAUUAUUCCACAGAUCAAGAAAUGUUACAAGAUAUUUACAAAAAAGUGAAAUGUUUAAAAAUUGAUUUUCUUGACAUAGAAUGUAACAUGUUACCAAAAACCAUUUGUCAACUAUGUUACAAAAGUUUAGGAGAUGCUUAUAUUUUUUUAGAAAAAAUAAAAGAAGCCCAAAUAAUGUUGAAAAACUUUUAUAACAGUACAAUAACUGAUAUAUGCGAAUUCACAGUGAAGAAAGAAAAAGAUGAAGAAACAGAUAUUUAUGAAGAAAAUUUUGAAGCAGAAGUAAAUAAUACUGAAAUAAUUUUCAAAAAGGACCCUGUUAAUUUUUCAGCAACAGAUUCAGAAAAAAUAUUACAUACAUUUGAAAAUCAUAUAAGUUCGUUAACAGAAAAUUUAAAACAAAAUAAGAAAAAGAAAUGUAGAAAUAAUCAUACAAAUUCUUCAAAUAAGAACCAUAGAACAAAUACAUCCAUAAAAAUGAAUAAUACAUCCAUGGAUACACUAGAGAAUAUGAGUAAUACAUCUAUAGAUACAUUUAAAAAUAUGGAUACAGAUUCAAAAAAUAUUUCAUGGAUGGAUUAUGAAUGGGUUUGUUGCCAUUGCCAUGCAAAUUUCAACUCUAUGUCAGAAGUCAGAGAUCACAGUAAAGUUGUACAUGCAAUCUGUUAUGGAUUCCAAUGCAUGGAUUGUAUGGAGAUUUUCAAUUAUUUUAAUCCAUUUAUUGAACAUGUUAGACAACAUAAAGAGAUGUUGAGGCUACAUUGCCAGUACUGCAAUAAAAAAUCCGCCACUGCCGACGAGGUGACUACCCACGCCGCCAGUCACUGGCACGUUAGCCAUAUUUGCGAGCUAUGCGGUGAGGAACUGCCAAGCCGACCGGCAUUGGAGCGCCACAGGCGAGUGUAUAAGAGAGCUCCCUUGUCAUCUAAAUGUUAUAAGAAGAAGUUGAGGAAGGUGAAAUGUUCUAUCAGUUGGAAGGAGUACGAGUGGACUUGUCAGGACUGCUGUCUCAAGCUGCCAGACAUCAGCAGCCUACGUGUCCACACUCAGGAGGUACACCGCAAAUGCUUCGCCAUGAAGUGUGUGGACUGUCUCGCUGUUAUGGUCAACUUUAAGCAGUUUAUUGAACACGUCACGGCGCAUAGGAGUUGUUUGGGAAACUACUGUCAAUAUUGUGACGCGUACUAUCCAAACGGCCGGGAACUAGACAGUCAUAUAUCGACACACACAUCAACCUCUAAACCUUGCGAUGGUUGUGGUGACAUGUUCCCAGAUAGUACGUCUCUCACGCAACACAUGACUCUGUUUGACACGCCGAGAGUGAGAGGAACCAGCAACUCGGAGAGUUCGACUUGCGGAGUCUGUAAUAAACACUUCCCGAAUAGGUUUCAGCUGAAGAAUCAUAAAGUGAUCCAUAGCGAUAAACGCGAACGAGACCAAGUUUGCCACACUUGCGGGAAAGCGUUCUUUGACGCUAAAACGCUAGCCAACCAUAUAAAAACACACUACAACAAGACAGAAACCUGCGAGAUAUGUCAAAAGACUUUUCUCACUAAACAAAGACUCAAAGUCCACAUCGCUACGCAUUUGGAGAUAAAACAAUUUGUUUGUAACGAAUGCGGCAAAAAGUUUAGGAGGAAAAGUCAGUUGCGAUUGCAUUUGGCAUCGCAUAGCAAUGUGAUGGCGUUCCAAUGCCAGACUUGUAGCAAGAGGUUUAGGUUGCAAAGUUACUUGAAGAUUCAUGAGAGGCAGCAUACAGGCAUAAGGCCGUACUCUUGCGAAGUAUGCAACGAGACCUUUAACCAUUGGGGCAACUGUAAUAGACAUAUGAUCAGAAAACAUGGUGUAACCUUCGCGAAGACCAAGAUCACUGCUCAAGGGAAACUGGACAUCAACAGAGAGACAGGAGAAGCGAAGAAGAUAGAGAUAGGCGGUAACGCGAGGGAGUGGUGCGAUGAAAUGCUGAGGCCGAAGAAACGGGGGCGGAAGAAGAAGGAAACAUAAAAAGACGGAGAUGUCCCGGAACUGCUGCCAGUAUUGUGACGAGACCACCGCCCAGUUGACAACACAUAUCCAGAAGCACUUCCCAAAGAACCAUGUGUCCUGCCCCUCUUGUGGCGAGAUCCUCACAAACGAGGAGGCCCUAC
This is a messenger RNA of Pectinophora gossypiella (pink bollworm), 2284 nucleotides long. Its product is annotated as zinc finger protein 90-like. Lineage: Eukaryota; Metazoa; Arthropoda; Insecta; Lepidoptera; Gelechiidae. The record is from RefSeq and is a predicted model, not a curated record. The transcript is spliced from 8 exons. Gene Ontology annotation, molecular function: RNA polymerase II transcription regulatory region sequence-specific DNA binding; zinc ion binding; DNA-binding transcription factor activity, RNA polymerase II-specific. Gene Ontology annotation, cellular component: nucleus; chromosome. Gene Ontology annotation, biological process: regulation of transcription by RNA polymerase II. Bases 75 to 2141 code for a protein of 688 amino acids.